This is a messenger RNA of Momordica charantia (bitter melon), 1203 nucleotides long. NCBI's taxonomy places the organism in Eukaryota, Viridiplantae, Streptophyta, Magnoliopsida, Cucurbitales, Cucurbitaceae. The record is from RefSeq and is a predicted model, not a curated record.
UUAACAAUUAUCCCAAAGCUAAUAUCUCCUACAGCAACAAUGGCCUCCAAAGCUCUCCAAAUCUUUGCUUUCAUCUUAUUUCUUCUUCUUUCCUUCUUCCCUCAUCUAAAUAUGUCGUCUCAUGUACUGAUUUUGAAACAAAAUGCCAUUGCCCACGACAUGAACUCAUCUUCUUCAUUGUCUUUUAACAAUCUCCGAGGAUGUCGUUUGGGUGACACAGCACAAGGCAUUCAUCGCCUAAAAAAGUAUCUUCGACGUUUCGGUUACAUUACCAAUGUGGAGAAGAAUUCCAUGGCCAUGGAUGAUGACACCUUCGACCAUGCCUUGGAAUCCGCUGUUAAAACUUACCAGAAAAAUUACAAUAUUGAUGCUUCUGGAAUUCUGGACGCCAAGACCAUAACCCAAAUGGGCAUGCCUCGAUGUGGGGUUCAAGAUUUCAUCAAUGGCACCACUUGGAUGAGAUCAUCAGGAAGGAGAAGAAAUCAAAAUGGGCAUAGCCAUUUCCACAAAGUUUCUCACUUUGCUUUCUUUGAAGGAAACCUAAAAUGGCCAGCUUCCAAGUUCCACUUGAGCUAUGCAUUUCUUCCGGGCUACCCAUCUGAAGCAAUCUUGCCCGUAUCAAGAGCCUUUUCGAAAUGGGCUUCCAAUACCCACUUCACAUUUUCACAUGUUUCAGACCAUAAAACAGCUGAUAUCAAAAUAAGCUUCGAAAUUGAAGAGCAUGGAGAUGAUGCGGCGUUUGAUGGUGCGGGAGGAAUUCUGGCGCAUGCAUAUCCACCCACGGACGGCAGAUUUCACUUGGACGCUCAUGAGCGUUGGUCUGUGGGGGCCGUUUCAGGUCAUCAUGAUGUUGAAACGGUGGCGUUGCAUGAGAUUGGCCAUCUUCUAGGGCUUCAGCACAGCUCCAUUGAAGGGCCUAUUAUGUUCCCAAGCAUAUCAGAGGGAGUUACCAAGGGUUUGCAUGGCGAUGACAUUGCUGGAAUCAAGGCUUUAUAUGGGGCUUGAUCCAAUUUAAUUUCAAAACGAUUUUUAAUUCCUUGCUGUUCUCCGUUGUACUUCAUUUAUUUCAAUAUGUUUAUUAGAGAUUAUUUAUCUUUGUACUUUUACACUUUGUUAAAGUCUGGGGUUGGUUAUUGUAACAAUUUCUCGCUUGGCCUAUAUAUAUGGCCCUUAUUCUUUUAAUAAAGUGUGCAAGUUAAAUUA